GCUGUCACACACACACACACACUCACACACACACACCCGCGCGCGCGGUUACGCACAAACGCCUGCACACGCACACGGAGUAAGCUGCAUGUCGGCGCACACGUCCGCUGCCCGGUAACAGAGAAGAAGAAGAAGAAGAAGAAGAAGCAGAAGAAGAAGAAGCAGAAGAAGAAGAAGAAGAAGAAGAAGCAGACGAAGAAGAAGCGGCCGUUUGGUUUCGCAGUGCGCGGCGAGCCCUCGUCGUGACAGAGUCUUUUUUGGGGGGGGAAACGGCUGAAGGAGGCAGUGAAGGAGCGGGAGGGGAGAAAAACAAACAAACAACAAGCACACGCAGAGAGAGAAAAAGGCGGUGCCCUCCUGUCAGAGACGCACUCUCCCUCUGACACAUGGUUGACAGUGGGACAAGGAAGAGGCGAGCGAGACGGCACCGGGGUGACACAGACCCAGACAACCGCUCGCGGAGAGAAGGAGACGGUCGGCCAUCUGCGGUUGGUCCCCUGCUAUUCUGCAGCUGUGCCCGAUUUCGGCUCCUUUCGCAACUUGGAAGGACAAAGACACACCGAGCGAGAUAAAGGGGGCUCUUCAUCCGUCUGAUGAGCCCAGACUGGGGCAAUGUUAAAGCCUCACUGGCCUCAGAUUAAGCCCUCGAGGCAGCUUCUGAUAAGGGACGGGUGAUAACCCAGCUGGAUGUUCCGCUGUCGCCAUCCUCCACGGCUAUCAUUAGUGUCUAAUGAGCUCGAGAGGAAACGGAGAAGGUGCCUGUGGAGAGAGGAGGAACCGUACAGCUGUUGUAAAGAGGCCCCGAGAUCUCUGACAAGGAAUUAUUUGCCUCUGCAAGAGAGUGGAACCCUUUAAAGAUCUCUCGGAUCAGGUCAAUCAGGUCUUGAUUGCCAGCCUCUUUGCGUUUUUGCUCCAUCGUUGUGCUGUAUUUCUUUAAAAAUGCAGACAGUCCUUUUCCCUCUCAAGUGAAAGAGUUUCUACAAAACACUUUAAUCCAUUGUGAAUUUUUUUUUGUUAGUAAUAUAUAUAUAUAAAUAUAUAUAUAUAUAUAUAUAUAUAUAUAUUUUUUUUUUUUUUACACGUUGACAUUACUCUGAGCUUCCUAUGCCCUGAGGCACACUGGUCACCAUGGCAGCAGCCUAUCGCAUAGUGGUGAGCAGUGUGAGCUGCUACAACAGUGUGGUAGUGGACCGCCGCACUCACUCCCAUGCCGUGCACUACUGCUCGGGGCCAUGCGGGGCGCUGUCCCAGGGUCUGGACUGUACUGUCGCUCACCGCGGCACCUGCUCCGAGCUGCUCGUUGCACCUGACCCUGUGUACACUGACACGAGCAGCUCACCCGUGCACUCCUGUAAUGUGAUCACCCAGCAACUUCCUAACCAUGGUAAAAUUAGUGUUGCCAUGGAUACGAGUUAUAACGGUGGCCUGGAGAGGGCGGACAGCAGCGGCAAUUUGUCUUUAGGGGAGGACAGCCCCACAUGGCGAGGUAAAAAGACUCUGAGUUGCGCGGCAUCGACUGGGAACCUGAGCUGCUCGAGCAGUCUGAAGGACAUAACCGAAGAGGCCAUCAAUCUGGCCAGUGGUAAGCUCAAAGAGUUUUCUUUUGACAAGCUCCGCCUAUCCUCCUCCAGCCAUGUCACCCUCCGGAAAGGUCGUAAAGUCCGGCCAGACUCUUUUAGCCGACGCUCCACUGACCUGGAGAUCGUCUACGGCCACUUCACCUCUAACAUCACCACCAAUGGCAUCACAAACGGCACGGCCACUUCUAAUGAUGAGAACAUGCCACCAUUCAUGCUGGGGAAAGGGCCAGCACUGGAGGAGACAAAGCAAAAGGGCAACUUGGGCACCUUGUCGGCCAUCACCAAAGCAGGUGGUGGCUCAACAAGCAGCCUGUCAAGUUUUGGGUCACUAGACCAAAGUCUGAACACAGUGGCCUCCCUGUACCGCAGCACUCUGGGAGAGGAGAACCUGAUUGCCCGUCUGCUGGAGAAAACUCGAGCUGAGGCGGGCACCGGGGGAGCAGGCGGGGAGGACAUCCGAGCCUGCCUUGACAUCCUCCUUAAAUGUUCUGAAGACCUAAAGAAAUGCACUGACAUCAUUAAGCAGUGCAUCAGAAGUAAAGCUGGUGGAGGGCCAGCGGAUGGAGGAGCCAGUCCCGACAGCGUGUAUCGGGCCGUGAUGACCCGACUCAGCACCUAUCUGAAGCGACUGCCCCUGGAGCUGGAAGGCAUCGGCAGUUUGGGAGGCAGCGUGCAGGGAGGUCAGGCUGCACCCGGGAGUGGCCACAGCGAUUUGGCUGAGCUGGUCAACACACUUCACUCCAUCCAACAGGGACCUUACUCUCCGAUAUUUGGCAAUGAGCAGCCUCCUCGCUAUGAGGAUGUGGUGCUGUCACCUCCCAUCCAAAAAAUUCUUCCUCGUUCUGCAUCUUCAACUCCCUCCCCGCUUUCCUCUACCUCCUCAUUGUCCUUGAAGUCAGACUCCAUCCACACCAAAACAGUCCAAAGCUCCCCAUCCAGAACCAGUUCCCUCACCAAUGGACUACAGCAUUCGCAUUCUUCCAUCACACAACACUCACUCUCUCCGCCAUCUGUCACCUGCUCCUCCAGCUCCUCUCCAACGCAGUCUCCCUCCCCUCUUCGUACCUCCCCAACCCCGCCAUACACACACACUCCUCCAGCUUCCCCCAUGGAGGCUCUUUAUAUUGAGGAGGAGGAGGCAGAUGUGGGCAAGACACCAGAACAAAUCUCACUACAGACACUCACUCCGACCAGAGGGGUGAACACUAUCCAGAACAAAAACGGGACUGUGUUAGGUCAGCACAUGAACCUGUCCCAACCACACACACUGCAUAAUUCUUUAAAUACUUUGCCAGCCAGCACUGGCUACAGCCCCACUGCCUCACUAACAGUCUCAGCGCCCAAAGCUGUGUCACACAGGAAUGAUGACAUUGACAAGCUGCUGAUGGACUUGGAGAAUCUUUCUCAGAGUAUGAGUCACCCCAGAAACAAUGAGCCUCCACUUCCAGCCAAGACGAGGAAGAGAGAGGGCGGCCAGGGGGUCACGUCCAAUGAGGCCCUCACUCAGCAGAAAAUGUCCCAGUUCCCAAUCCCGAAGCCAGCUAGCCACUUGGCCAUGAACGGCCCUGGCUCCAGGACUUCUCCGAGUCUCACUCCUCCCCAGGGAGAGAACAGCGAAGCUGGGGAGGAGGAGGAUGGGGCACUCCUGCUUAGGAUCCUUGAAAGCAUUGAGAGUUUUGCCCAGGAGCUGGUGGACUCCGGGGCGGGAAGCUCAGGGAGUGCUGAGAGGAAAUGUGGGAAGGAGCGGGAGGUCAUGAGGCUCUUGCAGGAUACACUGGCCACCACGGGCAGAGCUGAUACCCCUCUGAUCCCGGAGAGCACAAACCCACCAGCCGCUGCUCCCACUGCCCCGUCUAUGCACACAAAUGCAGUCCCGGCUAUCCCGCCUAAAAACUCCCUGGCAAAUACACUUGCAGUUUCACCUGCACCGACGCCUGUACCUACAACAUCUGAACUUUUGUGCAAUGCUACGUCCGAACCUGCCCCUAAACCUGCUCCUCAUGUUGUCCCCGAACCUGUGCCUACUCCCAUACCCGAGCCUACAAAGGAGGAAACACACAAAGUUACACAAGCCUCCCCAGGUGACCUCCCUGAUCCUGCAACAUCUGUACCUGCAAGCUUUCAUUCUUCCACACAUUCAGUUCACCUCACACCCGCGGCUGCCCCUGUUGCCAUCCCCACCGCGGCGGAUACAAGAGAUGCUGUCACUGCUGUCGGUGACCCUGCCGCUGUGAGAGACACUGGUUCGACCCUACUCAUCCAGCAGACUCCGGAGGUGAUUCGAGUCCAGUCCAAACCGGACAAGAAACCAGGCACGCCUCCGCCAGCCCCUGCCCCCGCCCCGGCCACACCUGCCCCCACACCACGCUCGCCCAGCCCCCCGCCGGCUCCGGUGAUAGUCGCCCCUCCGCCGCCUGCCGUCAACAUUCCCAGGUUCUACUACCCCCGUGGGCUCCCUGCCCCGGGCCCGGCUGCCAACGCCGACGCAGCCAUCGAUACCAUCGAGGCGGCCUUCACCGAGUUCGAGGAGGAGAAGGCCGACAUAUAUGAAAUGGGCAAGAUCGCCAAGGCCUGCGGGUGUCCUCUUUACUGGAAGGCGCCCAUGUUCUACGCGGCAGGUGGCGAGAGGACGGGCUUCGUCUCCGUCCACUCCUUCAUUGCAACCUGGAGGAAGUUGUUGCACAGUUGCCAUGAUGAUUCAUCAAGGUUUAUUUCCCUGAUGGCCAAACCUGGCUGCAACUACCUGGAGCAGGAGGACUUCAUUCCUCUGAUGCAGGACAUAGUGGACACGCACCCCGGGCUCACCUUUCUGAAGGAUGCACCUGAAUUCCAUUCCCGCUACAUCACAACGGUGAUCCAGCGGAUAUUCUACGUGGUGAACCGCUCGUGGACAGGUCGCAUCACCAUGAUGGAGCUGCGCAGGAGCAACUUCCUGCAGACGCUGGCCCUGCUGGAGGAGGAGGACGACAUCAACCAGAUCACGGACUACUUCUCGUACGAGCACUUCUACGUCAUCUACUGCAAGUUCUGGGAGCUGGACACUGACCACGACCUCUACAUCGACCACAAAGACCUGGCGAGAUACAACGAACACGCCUCCUCGAACAGGAUCAUUGAGAGAUUGUUCUCAGGGGCCGUCACUCGGGGCAAUGCCGUGCAGAGGGAAGGCAGGAUGAGCUAUGCCGAGUUCGUCUGGUUCCUCAUCUCCGAGGAGGACAAGAAGAAUCCCACCAGCAUUGAGUACUGGUACCGGUGCAUGGACGUAGAUGGCGAUGGCGUCCUGUCCAUGUUCGAGCUGGAGUACUUCUACGAGGAACAGUGUGAGAGGAUGGAAAGGACGGGCAUCGAACCCCUGCCCUUCCAGGAUUUGCUCUGCCAGAUGCUCGACCUGGUCAAACCCGAGAGCCCAGGUAAGAUAACCCUGAGUGAUCUGAAGCGCUGCCGGAUGGCCCACAUAUUCUUCGACACCUUCUUCAACCUGGAGAAAUACCUGGACCAUGAACAGAGGGACCCGUUUGCUGUGCAAAAGGACAUUGAUAGUGAAGGUCCGGAGCCAUCUGACUGGGAUAAAUAUGCCUCGGAGGAGUACGAGAUACUGGUGGCGGAAGAGACUGCAAAUGACCAGCUACAUGAGGGGUCUUUUGAUGACGACUAUGAAUCCGAGGAGCUUCAAGUCACCGGAGAGAUUGGGAAUAAAAUGGAAAAACUGGUGAUAUCCGACCUGUCAGCAUGAAACUCCACUGGCCUGGAAUUCCUGGGCCUUUUUGUCCUGGAAAAACAGAUGGGAGUGCAAGUGAUAGACGGGUCCCAUAAGAUGGACGUAGCGGGAUAAAGACACGGAUGCAAAGACGGAGGGAGGAAAAUGGUUCUGGCAUCUGUCUCGCAAUGACUCUGGAGUCUCCUCAGAGCGGACUCGUCGGCUUUUGUGUGUGUGACCGUGAAACCAGUACUGUUCUGUGUCUGGUGCAAAAAAAAAAAAAUCUAUUCAUACAGGAAAACAAUAUCACUGCCUCCAGCUUUUCACUCCGAGAGAACAGAGCCAGCGAUGGUGGGAGAAGUGCUCAAUAAGCUUUUCUAAGGAAAAAAACAAACAAAAAAACACCUUUACUGUAAAGUAAUUUAAUUGCCCUUGUGAAUUCUCUACUGACAAUCGUGCCAGAGGACAAUCACCUGCAAUCUCAGCUGUUGCCACGGACAUGUAGACUGUCGGUAACGCAAAUAGACUCUCGGGGAGUUGGAGGAACUUGCACACAGAAAGAAGAUAAGGGCCGCGAUAGGCAUCACCGUUCGAAUCCCCGAGUCACAGCAGUCACCUAUAUCACAUACAGACAGACACUGCCGUCAGAAACCCGCCGCCUGUGCGGCUUGUCACUGUGUUUUUCUUGUAAAGGAAACCUCUGUUCCCUUCAGGGAGGAAUCAUGUAACCGUUUGGUUUUCGGUUGCAGCAGCACCUCUCUGUGGCCGGUCCGCGCUACUGCGCGUCGCCCCCCCCCCCCCCCCCCCCCCCCCCCCCCCCCCCCCUGUCAUGCACGGUGCGUGACGCCCGGCCUCAGCCCCUCGCCAAGAGGGAGCUCAGUUCACUGCACAGCCGGAGCGGCUCUAUUCUUAGAGAGGCAUUAUCGGCGCUCCACCUCUGGACUCCUCUCUGAAGCCGUUCCUGAACCCUGGAAGAAAAAAUGGACUGGUCGUGCUCCAGCCGGUGAGCUUCAGAGGGAGAUGUGAACAUGAAAUGAUGCAUCUCGACAGCCCUGAUCAAACUCUCUGGUAGAGUUGCCCACACAUUUCCACCUGUACCAUUUGUAAUUAUGUAUGCACAUGAGAACAGUGAGUUGUUCCCCGUUCAGUCUCAUGCAUUCAUCCUGCGCAUCCCGCCGAGUGUUUUCUCACAUCCCCUUGUUGAUUGUGUACAGUGCCCGUUGAUUCCUUUCAUUUUGUUUCUUGUCAUAUUUGCCCCCAAAAUUUUUUUUCCUUCCCAGGAGUCGUUGUUCAAUACCAUUUUGUUUCUGAAGCUCUCCAGUGUCCGCGAUCUCCCUGCAACACACACACCGAACACCCCGCUGAUGAUGCCUCCUUAAAAGGAUCCGUAGAUCAGAAAACAUACUUUCUCACAAUUCUCGUGAUGAGUGUUUUGUUUUAUGUUCCCAACUUUUGACAUUAUGGGAUCACCUUAGAGUCCAGCCUCCGUCCCGUUACAAUGGAAGUGAGUGAAAUUGGUUGUAUCUCCUGCAACAUAGGCAAAAAAAUUAACAUUAAGAUUGAACAGCAGCCUGUUUGAAGCACUUCCCCUGUUAUUCAAUACAAACCACAGAACACACUGUGAACAGUUUCCAUCGGAGCUCCUCUCUGUCGAGGAAAUAGUCCUGACAUUGAGGAGUAACAGGACACCGUGUCUGGCGGGACGUGGUGCUAUUGAAUUUCUCAGACGUGAUUUUUAUUUUAAUUUCUUUCAUACGUUGAGGACCACAUGAAAUUCCACUCACUCACCAUCGUACCGAGGUGGAGAGAAGAAAUCUCGGCAAUAGGAAACGGGUAAAAUGAAAUAACACCAACAGCUAAGUGAGAUUUUGCCCGUUUGUGUGGACUGAUCCUUUAACUCCUUUUAAAAAAACGAUUUAGUGCGCUGCACUCGCAGGGCCAGGCGCAUGUGUGUGUGUACACUGCGCUCACUGUAAUAGUUAGGAGCGCGUGUUCUGCUUAUGCAUCACUGAUUGAGGAGUGUGUUUUUAAGGAGCGCGUGAUGUGUUGCGCUCAGUUUCGGCUUUCGGGCCGUUUAUAUGUCAUAGUCGUUGCCAUGCGGAUAGUGUUCCUGGGUUCUGUGUGUGUGUUAGUGUAUGUAAUGUACAUAAACACACUCGUACACAAGCCUCACAAUGGAUGCGAAUUAAAAGGGAGAAAGAGCUAGUGGAUGCUGUAAGGCCUGAGGGACCUUGAGUUUUCCCUCGUUUGCUCUACAGCCAUUGUAAAUGUGCCUGACUGUGUAUGAAACUAUAUUAUUAUUAUUAUUAUUAUUAAAAAAACGGUAAUAAUAAGCCAUUAUACAAACAAUGGCUCUGACUUUUGAUGUAUUUUUUGACGGCUUGUAUCGCUGUGCCACUGUGUGGCUCGGGGGGGUAAAUUAUGUUAGAUGCGUGUACAGUUUGUUUGUGUAUUAGAUGCACAGCGGAUUUUAGUGGAGGAGGGGACGGGGACGGGGGGGGGGGGUCUGAAGCUCCGACCACCUGACAAUCACAAGGAAAAUGUGUGAGAUACAUGUCACAUAGAAAAACCUCCGAGACUGAUGUUUCGCUCACACACUCUCAUGGAGACUUGUUCCCACCCAAACAGUUUUUCAAAAGAAAAAACUGUUAAAGGUGAUUGGGGGGGGGGGGCACAUCACCGCGUGAUACAUUUCUGGCUCUAUGCAAAACAAAAUGUCCUGGUGCUCACACGCGCAGCAUCAGGCGGGGAGAGAGGCCAUGUGGGAACUUCUUCUUUGAAAAUGAUAUCUCUACUGUGAGAGAAAGAGAAAGCUCUUUAAUUUUUGUUGUACUUCCUCUGUGCGGUGGUGACCUGAGCAGGUGGAGAUGUGAUGCGAAUCCUGAUGGUUACCGUAUUGGCAUGGUUUUUCUUUCUGUCCGUCACUUUGUCGCUCUUUCUUUCUUUGUCCUUUGUUUUUCUUUUCUUUUUUUUUGUGUUCGUCUGAAGUUUAAAAGUUUAAAUAAAGAUGUUUCAAGAAUAUUAAUUCUCCUUGAAGAUUCCUCCUUGCCACCCUCCGCCUGUCCCCUCUGACACACACAUCUCUCUCUCUCACACACACACAGAGACACAGAGACACAAACUGUAUGUACGUCAUCAACCCCUCCUUGUGUACACACUGUGUCCUGUAAGUGUGUUUGUCUGCACUGGUGCUCAGUAGCAUAUACUUUAUUAUCUUUGACGCUGCCGAGUGUCCUGUCCGGGAACUGGGAGCUGAUUUUGAGACAUUUCUACUUUAUUUGUACACGUAAUAAUAACAAUAAUAAAAAAGUCUUUCCCGCCUAAAGCUCAAA
Messenger RNA from Scophthalmus maximus (turbot), 8609 nucleotides. RefSeq names its product protein phosphatase 2, regulatory subunit B'', alpha (gene ppp2r3a). The transcript has 13 exons. The record is from RefSeq and is a predicted model, not a curated record. The coding region runs from base 1129 to 5313 and encodes 1394 amino acids. Gene Ontology annotation, molecular function: protein phosphatase regulator activity; calcium ion binding. Lineage: Eukaryota; Metazoa; Chordata; Actinopteri; Pleuronectiformes; Scophthalmidae. Gene Ontology annotation, biological process: protein dephosphorylation. Gene Ontology annotation, cellular component: protein phosphatase type 2A complex.